AAGCAAAUCAAACUAUUAAUUUCAUUCCUUCUCUCUCAAUUUCAUUGCAUGCACAUAUACAUACAGUUCCUAGAAAGAGAAAGUCAAGAGAGCGAAGAAAACACUCUCGUGAGGAAGCAGAUGCUGUGGUGGAAAUGGGAAAAGUCGGUAAUCGGCGAUUGCCAGUGGUGCAGCAGCAGGCUUCUAGAACCUUCCUCUGCCGGAGAUGUUCGGUGGCUGUUUACAGUCUCAUCAGCUUCAAGUGUGCCGUCGUUUUGACGCUAAGUAUCGCCGCUUUUCUUUCUGCUUUGUUUUGGGUUCUUCCUGUUCGGUAUAGGCAAGCUGGAUUUGAUGCUAAGGACUCCAUCAAGCUUAGGGCAACUGUUCAAGCAUACUUCAGGCUUCAGAAACCAGUUUCAAAGCUUGUACCAUACAUUGCAAGAUUAGAAUAUGACCUCAAUGGAGAGAUAGGUGUUCCUUCUGCGAAGGUUGCUAUCAUGUCGAUGCAUCAAGAAGGCAAAUCCAACUGGACUGAUGUGGUGUUAGGCUUCCUUCCUGAUCCAAUUAAUAGUACAAUAAAUCUAGUUUCCUUAAGUCUGCUGAAGUCAUCCUUGAUAGAUCUUUUUCUUCAACAAUACAAUUUGACAUUGAAUUCCUCCCUUUUUGGAGACCCCUCUUCAUUUGAGAUUUUCAGAGUUGCUGGUGGGAUCACCAUAAUACCUGAGGGAGCUGCGUUGAUCUUGCAGGCACCUCAGGUUCUCUUCAAUUUCACUCUCAGCAGCUCAAUUUAUGAAAUAAAGGAAAAUCUUCUGGAGCUGAAAAGGCAGCUAAAAUUCGGAUUGCAUCUAAUGCCGAAUGAGGUGGUGUACAUACAGUUAACAAACAAGCAUGGGUCGACAAUUGAUUGCCCAGUUACAGUUCAAGCUUCAGUUGUAUCUGAUCUAGCAAUCCUAUCACUGGAGAGAUUGAGACAACUAGCUCGAGUAAUUACUGGCCACGCAGAAAAUCUUGGCCUUGACCAUUCUGUAUUUGGAAAAGUUAAGGAAAUUAGCUUGUCUUCACUUCUAAAUCAUUCACUUCAUGCACCAACUCCAACUCCUUCUCUGUCUCCAUCCUGGUGUUCUUCUCCUGAGCAGAUUUAUGAUACUGGUCCAUCUGCGGAACCCUCUUCUUCACCAACCUAUUCACCCAACUUAGAUCAUUCCAUAGCACCAUGUCCUAACUAUUGUGCUUCCGCACCAUCUGAUGCAAGCCAGCCUCUUCUACCAACUCCACAAAAUCUGCCUUCAUAUUCUUUACCUCCAACCGGUGAUUCACCUAAAUCCUCUGUACCUCAUGGCAGCCCUGACAGGGGUCCUUCUGAUCCACUGAUUCCAUCUCCAAGUUCUUGUUCUGAUCAAAUGCCUCCUAGUGUAUCACCUCUAGGAGGUUCAACGCAUCGGGCCCCACCAAGUCUUUCUCCAUUGCCGGGCUUCACAUAUGAUUAUCAAGGUCUGGAGAAAGCAAGUAGGAAAGAUUUGGUGCUCCUGGAACAUGUUGCGUCGUCUUCGGCAUCGUUUUGGUCAUUACAGUCUACAUUUCAGGCAUCUGAUCAGCUAACAUAUUAUGCACUUUGCAGCAGGCCCUUGGAGGAUUCAAUGGUUCAACUCAAUUGGAAUCCCCAUGUUUCUUCUCCUCAUUUGGAUAUCUUAGACAUUACCUGCAUUCAGAGCACUCUGAAUAGUGUUUCUGGUGUUUUUUGGCUGCUUUCAGUUUUGCUCACUGAGACAGAAGCAGAUAAAACAAUCCCGAAACUGUACAUGGAGUAGUAGAGUGAGGUCAAAGCCAAAAGGAGGUAAGCCCCGCCUUUUGACACCGACAUCAUAUGGAACCGGGCUGGAUGUUUCUUCGGCAAGGGAAUGACUCCGAUGACACAACGGAUCAUGCAAAGAGUGAAGUCUUGUUGUUUCCUUGCAGAUUGCAGAAGGAACAAACUGUAAAAUGCACAGUUUUUUCCUGAACAUCUGCAAGGACGGGUAGGUGAGAUGUGUUAAUAAUGCUUGAGGGGGAAAUAUAUUAGUGAUGAUGUCUGCAAACACAAACAAUUAUUAUUAAAAAAUUAAUUAUGUUAAUGGCAGAGUGUUAUUCUACAAGUCUCUCUCUGGCUUGGGGCAGCCAAAUGCCUGUAAAUUUCUUACAUGAUCAUACACCACAGUUUCUUGAAAAUGAAUUGUGGUAUUGGUCAUAAUGUCAAUCGAAUGAAGGGAGACCAUAUUAUUUCAGGCUAAUGGUUAAUUGAUUACGCCUUACUGAGUGAUA
Molecule: messenger RNA, 2277 nt
Organism: Sesamum indicum (sesame)
Lineage: Eukaryota; Viridiplantae; Streptophyta; Magnoliopsida; Lamiales; Pedaliaceae
Source: RefSeq, a predicted model, not a curated record